Messenger RNA from Schistosoma mattheei, 2754 nucleotides. The record is from the annotation of a GenBank genome assembly. Lineage: Eukaryota; Metazoa; Platyhelminthes; Trematoda; Strigeidida; Schistosomatidae.
AUGACAGAUACUGGAACACUAGCGAAAGGAGUUUAUUGGACUCCAGCACCCUUGGGAUAUGCUGCUGGUAUAGGACGUGGUGCUGUGGCGUUUACUACAAGAUCUGAUAUUGGUCCAGCCCGAGAAGCUAAUGAUGUUUCAGAUGAACGACAUGUCGCUCCAUCUAAACGUCGAAAGGAGCAGGAAGAGGAAGAGGAGGACUUAAACGAUUCAAAUUAUGAUGAGUUUACAGGCUAUGGUGGUAGUUUGUGUGCAAAAGAUCCUUAUGAGAAGGAUGAUCAAGAAGCAGAUGCUAUUUAUGCUUCUAUUGAUGAUAGGAUGGAUGAAAGACGGCGGGAGUACAGAGAAAAACGUUUUCGUGAAGAGAUCGAAAAGUAUCGUCGUGAAAGACCAAAGAUUCAACAGCAGUUCAUGGAUUUGAAGCGUGAUUUAGCGAGUGUAUCUGAAAGUGAAUGGAAUGCUUUACCGGAAGUUGGCGAUUCACGAAAUAGGAAGCAAAGAAACCCUAGAUAUGAACGUUUUACUCCGAUCCCAGAUAGCAUAAUUGCAAAAGGCUUGUCUGAUGGUCAAACCAAUGUUUCUGUAGAUGUAAUUGAACAAAGUUUAGGAGGCUUAACUACACCGUUUACUUCACAAACAGCUCAGAUGGAUAUUGAUAUGAAGAAAAUUGGUGAAGCGCGUACUUCUUUGAUGGAUAUUAAGCUGACACAGGUUUCUGAUAGUGUAUCAGGACAAACUGUUGUUGAUCCCAAAGGGUAUUUGACUGAUCUACAGUCCAUGAUUCCUCAACAUGGUGGUGAUAUAAACGACAUGAAAAAAGCUCGACUCUUAUUAAAAUCGGUACGCGAAACUAAUCCUAAACAUGCUCCUGCUUGGAUUGCAUCUGCUCGUUUAGAAGAAAUAGCUGGUAAACUCCAGGUUGCGCGCAACUUAAUUCUUAGUGGGUGUGAAGAAUGCCCUAAAUCAGAAGAUAUUUGGCUAGAAGCAGCACGGUUAGUACCACCCGAACAAGCAAAAUCUGUUGUAGCUCAAGCUAUACGUCAUUUACCUCAGUCGGUCCGCUUAUGGGUAAAAGCAGCCGACUUAGAAACAGAGCAUAAAGCUAAAAAAGUUGUAUUUAAAAAGGCAUUAGAACAAGUCCCAAACUCUGUAAGGUUGUGGAAAUUGGCAGUUGAAUUGGAGGAUGAAGAUGAUGCCCGACUAAUGUUAUCUUUAGCUGUUGAAUGUUGCCCAACGUCUGUUGAAUUAUGGCUUGCAUUAGCUCGUCUGGAAACUUAUGAACAAGCUAGAGUUGUUUUGAAUAAAGCUCGCGAAAGCAUUCCUACAGACAGACAAAUUUGGUUUGCAGCUACUCGUUUAGAGGAGGCUCAAGGAAACCAAAAUAUGGUGCAGAAAAUUGUUGAUCGUGGUGUCGCAUCUUUACAAGCAAAUAUGGUUGAAAUCAAUCGUGACCAGUGGAUUAAAGAUGCAGAGGAAUGUGAAAAAGCUAAAAGUGUUCUUACCGCUCAAGCUAUAAUUAAAGCUAUUAUAGGAUAUGGUUUAGAAGAACAAGAUAAAAAGCAUACAUGGUUGUCAGAUGCAGAGAAUUGUGCUACUAGCGGCGCAAUAGAAUGUGCUCGUGCUAUUUAUGCUGUAGCAUUGGCUCAUUUUCCUACAAAGAAAAGUAUUUGGCUACGUGCUGCUUAUUUUGAACGAAAUCAUGGAACAAGAGAAACUUUAGAAGAACUUUUGCGUCAAGCUGUUAGUCAUUGUCCUCAAGCAGAAGUGCUUUGGCUUAUGGCAGCAAAGACACGCUGGCUUGCAGGUGAUGUCCAGCAGCUCGAGAUAUGGUUAGCUGCUGUAAAACUUGAAUCAGAAAAUAAAGAAUAUGCACGUGCACGUCGUUUACUAGAUAAAGCUUGUGCUUCUGCUUCUACAGCUCGUGUAUGGAUGAAAGCGGCUAGAUUGGAAUGGUGUUUAGGUGAAUUAAAUAAAGCUUUAGAAAUGUUAGAAAAAGCUACAUCAACAUAUAAUCAGGCACCAAAGCUGUGGUUAAUGCUUAGUCAAGUUUAUGAACAGUUGUCAGAAGAAGGCUUAAAACCGAAUGAGGUUGAAUCAUUAAAAGAACGUGCUAGAAACACCUAUCGCGAAGGACUGAACCAUAACCCACAUUAUACUGCCCUGUGGUUGCAGUUGGCCAGAUUUGAAGAACGACAAGGUAACUUAACUAAAGCACGUUCCAUUUUGGAGAAGGCCCGUUCACAAAAUCCUAAAACACCAGAACUGUGGUUGGAGGCUAUCAGAUUAGAAGUAAGAGCUAAUUUGAAACCUGUAGCUGAUUCACUUCUUUCAAAAGCACUUCAAGAAUGCCCAACAUCUGGUUGUUUAUGGGCUGAGGCAAUAUUUAUGACUCCUAGAGCUCAGCGUAAAAGCAAGUCAGUGGAUGCUUUAAAGAAGUGUGAACAUGAUCCACUGGUACUUCUAGCUGUAUCCAAAAUGUUUUGGUGUGAACGACUGGUCAUGAAAGCUCGUAAUUGGUUUACAAGAACAGUGAAACUAGAACCAGAUCUUGGCGACGCAUGGGCUUACUUUUACAAAUUUGAAUUACAACAUGGGACGGAAGAUCAACAGAAAGAAGUAUACCGACGUUGUGUUACUGCAGAACCUCAUCAUGGUGAAGUAUGGUGCCAAAUCAGUAAAGACCCUAAGAACUGGCGAUUGAAAACAAAAGAUUUAUUAAAAAUUGCAGCAGAAACAAUCGUUUUACCAAGUUGA